Molecule: messenger RNA, 1304 nt
Organism: Anas platyrhynchos (mallard)
Lineage: Eukaryota; Metazoa; Chordata; Aves; Anseriformes; Anatidae
Product: protein S100-A14-like
Biological process (GO): response to lipopolysaccharide; positive regulation of granulocyte chemotaxis; positive regulation of monocyte chemotaxis
Cellular component (GO): perinuclear region of cytoplasm
Molecular function (GO): calcium-dependent protein binding; calcium ion binding; chemokine receptor binding
Source: RefSeq, a predicted model, not a curated record
CACGCAGAGCAGCCCCAAUGGGUGGCAGAAGGCAUCUGGGGCUGGCGGGGGGCUCAAGACCAUCUCCAGCAUCUCGUGAUAGCUGCGGGUGGUGGCCACCUCCAGGACACCAACAUCCGUCCGCUCCAGGGUCACCUGGGGAUGCGUCCCCUCAAUAAACCACACGCCAGGCUCAGCAUCCCCAGCCGAGCCCCCGGCCCUGGCGUUCAGCUCCCACGUCCCCCAAGAAGGCUGGGUGGCGGUGCCAUCCCCUCGGCGGGGUGACGGGUGCCCUGUCCCCGAGCCAGCCGGUGCCCGGUGGCCGUUCCCACGCGGCGCUGCGUGGCCGUGCCGUGCCGGAUGGGGAUGGGGAGCGCUCGGUGUGGCCGGGAAGGAGGCGUUUCCCAGCCCCACGCUGGCCCGGGGCCAGGCUCCGAAAUGAGCCGCCUUGCACCACACCGUGCGCAGGGAGCUCCCACUCACACCUCCCUGGUAUAAAACCCCGGUGCACCGCAGCCCGCUCAUACCCGGGACAGCCCUCGGAGCAGCUCCCCAAGACCCCGUCGGAGCAGACAGCCCCACCGAGGGACCCUCAGACCCCGCAAGGAGCAGCAUGGGCCAGUGCAACUGCCGCAAGAAGCGCAAGGACUGCCAGGAGCUCACCGACGUGGAGCAGGCCAUCGAGACCGUCAUCAACCAGUUCCACUGCUACGCCGUGAAGGGGCAGAAGGAGUACCUGACCCCCAACGAGAUGCGGGAGCUGGUGGUGCAGAAGCUGCCCCACUUGGGCAAGUGCGUCGGACCGCUGGAUGAGAAGAUCGAGUGCAUGGGAGACCCUGACGAAGCCAAACUGGAGUUCGGAGAGUACUGGGACAUGAUGGGGGACGCGGCCAAGGGCUGCCGGAGGAAGUAGAGGGCAUUGGGGGACAAGAAGGCGCCCGAGGCCUCGGGCUCUGCACCGCGAUGAGGUCCCGGCGGCUGCGUGGUUGCAGGUCCCCCGGCCCCGGAGCGUCGCAGCGAGAGGGACUUUGCUCCUUUCCCCCCCCCCAAAUCCCUUCGAUGUGGGGGCUCCGGGCCAGCCCCGAUGUCGCCGUUGGUGGCCUGGGCAUAGUUUCUGCUCCCACCCUCCUGGACCGGGGGCACGAUGCCUGCGCUGCUCAGGUUUUGGGGUGCUGCGCCUGCGCGAGGCUCCCCACCUGCCCCUGGCUGGCAGCCGGGCUCGGGGCUGAGCUGGUGGCGGGUUGUUAUCAGCUUGCGUCACUUGCAACCAUUUUUGUAUAAAUUAAUAAAGGAAAAAUGGAAAAAAAAAACCACAAACAAACACA